UUUGCUAGCCUCAUUUCAUUGUGAUCCGGCCAAAACCCCGCCUCUGUUUUCUCCCUUCAUCCCUCCCUGUCCCUCCUCCUCCUCCAAAACCAUCACCACCAGCAGCCCCCUCCUCCUUCCUCUCCAACCCAAAGAAAGAGGCCCUUCUGUUACUGUCCAAGUAUUUUGUUAUCAAAUGUUCAUUUCUUGAUUACAUUCUUCAUUCAUUUCUUCUUGAUACACUGUACAUUGUUUGUAAAACAGAAAACUGUUCCAUCCCUUUUUCUGGUUGUAGCUAUCCAAGCUUGAGAAAAUCAAGAUUGAGUCUUUUGUGGACAGGUGACUAAAGGGCUUAUAUAAGAAGUGAUAAAAAAAUAAAAAUAAAAAAACUAAUAUUAUUUUUUUCAUCAUUAGAAAAAAAACAAGUUUUUUGAGGAAAAUGGCACCAAGUUUUGAUUGUUCUAUGUCGAGCCUUCUCUGUGCAGAGGACGACAGUAGUGUUUUUGGUGAUGAUGGUGAUGAGGUUUUUGAUUAUGGAGUGGUUACGGAGGAGUUUGAUGAUAUAUGGCAUCAAGGAAAGCAUCAAAAGAAUAAUCAAAACAUGGGUUUUUAUGGAGGGAAGGAGAUUUUGAUUGGUCUGCCAUUGCCAAGUGAAGAGUUCUUGGCUUUGAUGAUCAAAAAGGAAUGUGAGCAUUUGCCUGCCACAGAUUACCUCAAGAGGUUGAAAAAUGGGGACUUGGAUUUGGGUGCUAGACAGAUUGCUAUGGACUGGGUUAAAAAGGUUCAUGCCCGUUUCAAUUUUGGACCUCUGAGCUUAUAUUUGGCUUUGAACUACCUGGACAGAUUCCUGUCUGUUCAUGAGCAACCCGAGAAGCCAUGGGCGAUGCACUUGUUGGCCAUUGCUUGUUUGACUCUUGCGGCCAAGAUGGAAGAGACUGAAGUUCUUCUAAUCCAAGAUAUUUUGGUUGGUGAUUCGAAAUCAUUUAAGGCGAAACAUGUUCAAAGAAUGGAGUUGCUUGUGCUGGGGGAGCUGAAAUGGAGAAUGCAAGCAGUCACUCCGUUCUCAUUCCUGGACUGUUUCCUUGAGAAGAUAGGUGGUGGUGAUCGAAGUAGCUCAAGUUCUUCAAUUACUAGAGCGACGCAGCUCAUAUUAGGCACAUUUAAAGGGAUUGAUUUCUUGGAAUACAGGCCAUCUGAAAUUGCUGCAGCAGUGGCAAUUUCUGUUGCAGGAGAAGCUCAAGCAGUGGAUAUUGAGACAGCAAUAUCUGCUCUUCUAAUUCAGCAUGUACAAAAGGACAGAGUGAUCAAGUGUGUGGAAUUGUUAAAAGAGGUGUCAUCAUUAGGAGAUUUCCCAAGUGCCUCGGCUCCAUCUGUGCCCCAAAGUCCCAUUGGUGUGCUGGAUGCUGCAUGCUUCAGUUGUAAAACUGAUGAUGCAGCAGUUGGGUCAUGUGCAAACUCUUCUCAUACGAGUCCAGUAGCCAAGAAGAGGAGGCUUGAGGACCUAUAAGCCAAAAAAAAAUUGAGGUCUUUGAAAAAAUGGGAUUAUUGGUGUGGUGGUUUUUCUUUGUUUUUGGGAAGGUACUUCUCCUCAAAACAGAACAGCCACUAAUAAAAAAGAAAACAGAUGGAAAAGAACAAUUGGGAGGAAGGAGGGGGGAGGGAGGGAACAGUCAGAAAUAUUAAAGUAGUGUUGUAGAAGAGAUUUAAAUUAUAAGUUUGCUUCUUUGGUGGUGGGAGAUGUAAGUUGAUUUGCAAAAGGUUCCUGCAGGAUUGGAGAAGUGCAGAGUUGCUCAUGAAUUGCGAGACUUCUUCACAGCUAGAGAAGGCAAAAAGGUUUUGCAAGAUAGGAGAAAAGUGUUUAUAGAAUAUAUAUGUUUUUUUUUUUUAAAAAAGGUUAUCCAGUUAAGAUUGGAUUUUUCUAUUUGUUUCUCUGGUUUGUUUUCUAUAGGACCAAACAAAAAGGGGAAGAAAAAAAAACGAAUAUGAGAGAGAUUUGGGGAAAAAAAUUUGGGCUUGCCAAAUAUUUAUUGUUAUCUUCGAAUCAU
This is a messenger RNA of Coffea arabica (coffee), 2024 nucleotides long. Its product is annotated as cyclin-D4-1. NCBI's taxonomy places the organism in Eukaryota, Viridiplantae, Streptophyta, Magnoliopsida, Gentianales, Rubiaceae. The record is from RefSeq and is a predicted model, not a curated record.